AAGAAAAGAAAAAAUCAUUUUGUUUUUGGGUACAAGAUCACCUUUCCCAAAUCCUAUCAUUUUUCUGUAAGAAAAGUAAAGUCAAGAAAUUGAAAGGUGAGGAGGCAGAAGAUGGUGACGACCCAUUUGACAAACUAACAACAACAAUUAAAAAUCCAGUCAAGAAACACAAAAACAAGAAGCAAUUGCAACAUUUUAACAAAAAAAAAAAAAAAAAAUCCCCCUUCUGCUUCAUCCUGAGCACCUCCCAAUCCAAAUCUUUAUCAGAUUUCUUCAAUUCUAUCGAAACACUCACAUACAUAUAUCUAAAGAAAAGUGAUGGCCGCCGAGCAAGAUAUUUUGAACUCUCGGUUAACGCAAACACAAACUGUUUGGGAGGAUGAGUUACAGCGAAGACAGUCUCAAGUAGAUGUAUUGCAAACAAAACUAGGUGAAGUUGCUUCAUCUGUGCAAGAGUCUGGUCAGGACAUCAAUAAAGAAUUGGAGCUUCUUUGGCGGAGAGUAAAGACAACCACAACUUUAUUGACAUAUUUGGAGUCGAAAGCAAGAAUAAUGACAAUUCCCCAUUUAGCCCUCACGUCGUGCGGCAUCAAACAGUCGGAUGUUGAGGGUUUCGUUGAUAGAAGUGGCACACCUAUGUCUAACUGGUCCAGAAAUGUAAAUCUUUCUAACUUUAACUCUCGAGAGGUUGAAACAUUGAUUGCCAUUAAUAGACAACAUGGUGUUCUUGAUGAGAAAGAUGGGUCUUACAUGGGUGAAGUUCUGAAUAGUGUGCAAACUGUUACUGAUGUAAUGGAGUCUUUGGUCAAAAGGGUACUUGUGGCUGAAUCUGAAAGUGUUAAUGCAAAACAGGAAGUAAGUUUAGGCGUAGAAGAGAUCAAAAAGAAGGUGAUUCAGAUUGAAACCAUGUCUGAAAAGCUAGUUGAAAUGGAUCGUUUUGCAGUGGGUACAAAUUGUAUUUUGAAUGAAAUGAAACAAAGGGUUGAAGAUUUAGUUGAAGAAACAUCUAGACAGAGGCAACGAGCAGCAGAAAAUGAACAGGAACUUACCCGUGUCAAACAAGAUUUUGAAUCACUAAAAUCUUACGUUAGUAGUCUCAUAAGUGUUAGAGAAACACUUGUUUCUUCAGAGAAGCAGUUUCAGAGCAUCGAGAGGCUUUUUGAACGGUUAGUUGUGAAGACAACACAAUUGGAGAGUGAAAAAGCGCAGAAAGAGGCUGAAGUGCAGAAGCUUAUGGAUGAGAACAUGAGACUGAAUGCACUUCUUGACAAUAAAGAGGCGCAACUGUUAGCCAUGAAUGAACAAUGCAAGGUAAUGGCACUCAGUGCUUCCCACAUCUAAUAAUAUCCUACAUACAAUAUCUCAAAAUUCGGCCGAAAUUUUCAACUACAAUGAGCAUGCUGACUACAUUGAUUGAAAAUUGUGUGGAAUUUUUCAUUCUGUAAUGUAACAUGAACAAGAUGAUAAUGCUACUUUCGAAUCAUAGUUGAGUGUUUGAAUCCAUGUGAAUUCUCUUCUUUUUUCAUA
Molecule: messenger RNA, 1527 nt
Organism: Erigeron canadensis
Lineage: Eukaryota; Viridiplantae; Streptophyta; Magnoliopsida; Asterales; Asteraceae
Exons: 3
Coding region: 319-1341 (340 amino acids)
Biological process (GO): negative gravitropism; response to red or far red light
Source: RefSeq, a predicted model, not a curated record